Racocetra fulgida is the source of this 1131-nucleotide messenger RNA. The record is from the annotation of a GenBank genome assembly. NCBI's taxonomy places the organism in Eukaryota, Fungi, Glomeromycota, Glomeromycetes, Diversisporales, Gigasporaceae.
ACACAACACAGACUCAACCAAAUUGAUCCACUACAAACUCUGACAUCGACAGACCAGGAGUUGCACAAAGUGGAGAUGAAACUGAUAAUGACGAAUCAUGUGAUAGAAGAUCAAAACAAGCAAGAAAGAGAUCAAGAGAAGCAUCAAUUUGAGUACAACGCCUUGUGUGCGAUUGGUAAUGAUUUAGAUAUGGCAUUGAGUGCUACAUUCGAAGAUGAAGCUAUUCGUUUUGUAGAGAGUGCACAUGCGAAAACAGCUGACAGGACAGUUGUACUUAAUGUGGCAAAGGAAUAUGGAUGGGAAGUCGCUACUGCACUACCACAAUCAAAAAAUGAGGAUCUUGUGGAAUACGGAAUAAACCAUACUGAGGACGAGACUCUUAUGUCCCAGACAGAGAAAGAAGUCGACCACAUCUGUCUAAGGAGACAAAAACUACUUACAAUAGUACAGGAAAAAGAAACGCAUCCUUCUCAUGCUAUAACUGCAGAGGAGUCAGUCACUAUGCAAAUAAUUGUAUCUCUAGAUCUGAUAAACAUCCAUCAGAAUGACAUUCACGAGAACCGCCAAGAUAUGGCUCAUCCUCCCAGACCCUACAAAGAAUUACAAUGUAAGAAGACUGAGGUCCUAACAAAAUUAGCCAUUAAUAACAAAGAACUAAUAGAAAUGGAUAGAUACGUUUGCUUUGAUAAUAUUGCUGAAGGUUCUAUGCAAGCAUUGCCCAAUAAUGAUAUCAAAGAGAAAACCGAUAAUGAGACAUUAACUUACCAAGAUUCAGAAAAUCCUGAUAAUGAUAUGCCAGAAUCUUCUGAAUUUGCCGCUGAUAAAGAUAAUGAAAACAAUGAUUGUGAAGUAUUAGACAAUGAAACAAUUAGUAUUCAAGCUCCACAAGGUGUUCAAAAUCCACCUCGUAUUAUUGGAAGAGGAAGACCAUCCAAGUGUCGUUUUAUGAGUAGUAUAGAAAAGAAGCAAAAUCAGGGAAAAACUUCUUCAAGAGGUUUGUAUAAAUGUCGUCAAUGUGGAGAAGAAAAGGAAACACCAAAAUUAGAAUAUGGUUAUGCAGACUUAUUUUCUAAUUGGCCUAGUUUUCAUGUUGUAGUACAAAUUUUUUCUAAUGCAUAUCAUUAUAGUUAA